This is a messenger RNA of Ooceraea biroi (clonal raider ant), 2252 nucleotides long. RefSeq names its product Acyl-CoA synthetase family member 2 (gene Acsf2). Gene Ontology annotation, biological process: fatty acid metabolic process. The record is from RefSeq and is a predicted model, not a curated record. Lineage: Eukaryota; Metazoa; Arthropoda; Insecta; Hymenoptera; Formicidae. Gene Ontology annotation, molecular function: medium-chain fatty acid-CoA ligase activity.
UAAAAAAUCAGACUCAUAGCUAAUUACAUGAUAUUUUGUAAGGCUUGCUUCUCUGACCAGAUGAACACAGUAUUUAUUCUUAUCUACAUACAAGAUGUGUUUAUCUAUAUUUACUGCUUAUCUAUUAUUACAAUCCUAUAAUGAACGGGAUGUUCUACACGAGUGUUGUAUUGAUGAACAUAUCAGUUAAAAUGAGAACGUUCUCCGCAUUGCAGUGAAACAGUGACAAUGUGUGAUACAUUCAUCUUACGGCUAUUUCUACUCGCGCGAUAUAUAUUCGAUACUGAAUGCAUUAUAAAUCUCUGCCUUGCCGGACGACACGCUUCGAGCAUUUCGUAGUUUAUUUCAAACAAUCGUGUCUCAGUACGUCAACGUGUGAAAUAGAUACAACGAGAAAGGACAUAGGAAGAGAAAGUAAGCUGUUCGCGCAAGUAUAAGUGGAACUGUAAACUGGAAAGAUGGUUCUUUCGUGCAGUUUGAUUUCACGAAAUAUCGCGUUCGGGACUUUAAAUUACCAAAACUACUCGCGAUGCUUUUCUCUAUUACACACUAAACUUAGAGGGCGAUAUCAGCUUCGGAAGUUGAACAAUCAGACGAGGGCCGCUUCGCAAGUGACCAAAGCUGCUCACAUGUUCCAUCCAAGUGAUGUUCCCUUGUCGAACCAAACCAUCGGUGAAUUAUUAAGUGAAGCAGCUGCAACGUGGCCCGAGCGAGUUUGCGUCAUUUCGAAUCACCAAAAUGUCAGUUUAACAUUCUCCGAUCUUCGCCGACGAGUUGACACGCUGGCUGCAGGUUUGAAGAAGCUGGGCCUGAAGAAGGGCGAUCGGUUGGGCAUUUGGGGUCCGAAUGACAUCGAAUGGAUCAUAACUUCCUUGAGCGCAUCGAGAAUAGGAUUAAUCAACGUCAACAUUAAUCCGGCCUACCAGCAAAGUGAAUUAGAAUUCUGUUUGCGAAAGGUUGGCAUAAAAGCGAUCGUCUCGCCUGCUACGUUCAAAACGCAGAAUUAUCCAAAGAUGCUGCUCGCGGUCAAAGCAACGUGCCCUACUUUGGAACAUAUUAUUAUUUAUUCCCAGGAUCAUGUGACUGGUACGCGUCGUUUCGUCGAUGUCGAGGCUCUGGCAACGAGAACGGAAGUGGAUGCGAUUGCCGCCGAGCAGAGCGAGAUCUCCUGCGAUGACGAAUAUAAUAUACAGUUCACGUCCGGUUCGACUGGACAACCCAAAGCCUCGGUGCUCUCUCACAAGAACUUUGUAAAUAAUUCCAAAGAGGCCUUCCGAAGAGCGCAAAUAAGUACUGAAGACAAGAUAUGUCUAAAUGUACCAUUAUUCCAUGCAUUCGGUUUACUAAUGGGCCAAACACUCAGUCUUAACGCGGGCUGCACUAUUGUUAUAGAAGCGCCCUCCUACAAUCCGAUAAAAACCUUAGAAGCGAUAGCAAAGGAAAAGUGUUCCGCGAUGUACGGGACACCAACAAUGUGGGUAAACGUGAUCGAGACGCAGAAGCGUUUGCAGUUACCCACGAAUAGUCUUCGCUGGGGAUUUAUCGCUGGUGCAUCCAGUACGCCAGAACAUUUCAAGCAGAUACGGGACGUGCUUGGCUUCAAUAAUAUAAUGAGUUUGUAUGGCCUCACGGAGUCUACGGGUGUAGUAUUUCAAGGAUUGCUCCAUGACGAUCAUCAUCUCGUGGAUACUACUGUGGGUCAAUUGGCGAAGUGCAUCGAAGCGAUGGUCGUCGAUGAAAACGGCUUGCCCGUACCUUAUGGAACACCUGGCGAACUUUGGAUACGCGGAUACGCCAACAUGAAGCGUUACUGGAAUGACGAAGAAAAUACGAGAAAGAUGAUGACGCAGGAUGGUUGGUUGAAAACCGGCGAUCAGUUCAUAUUGCACGAGAACGGAUAUGGCGCCGUAGUCGGGAGACUCAAAGACAUGAUUAUUCGAGGAGGGGAAAAUAUCUUUCCUAAGGAAAUCGAGAAUUUGCUGAUGACUCAUCCGAAGAUACAGGAAGUGCAGGUCAUAGGAGCGUACGAUAAAGUUUUCGGAGAAGAGAUUUGCGCGUGUAUUCAGCUUUGCGAUGGCCAAGAGAUGACGGAGAAGGAGCUGAAGGAAUAUUGUAAAGGCAAAAUAGCGCAUUUCAAAAUACCGCGUUACGUAGCGUUUGUGGACAGUUAUCCCAAAACUGGCAGCGGAAAGAUUCAGAAAUUUCGUUUAAGGCAACAGAUGGAGAGGGACGGUGUGAUACCGGUUAAAUAA